Paramacrobiotus metropolitanus is the source of this 2996-nucleotide messenger RNA. Its product is annotated as pendrin-like. Gene Ontology annotation, biological process: transmembrane transport. Bases 201 to 2753 code for a protein of 850 amino acids. Gene Ontology annotation, molecular function: chloride transmembrane transporter activity; bicarbonate transmembrane transporter activity; sulfate transmembrane transporter activity. Gene Ontology annotation, cellular component: membrane. The transcript has 18 exons. Lineage: Eukaryota; Metazoa; Tardigrada; Eutardigrada; Parachela; Macrobiotidae. The record is from RefSeq and is a predicted model, not a curated record.
UACACGUUUCUUUUAUCGGAUCUGUAUGCGGUGUAUCCCAGUAUUCCCCUGCUUAAUUAAUUUAAUAGAGCUACAGACCUCGCACGGACAGGAACAUAAGCGUGCAAUCACAUACAUAUUUAGAACCAGUGUUUUGACCGGCAGAUAGUUGUAAACUGCUUGCGCUUUUUUGAGCCAUAAGACUAGCAACACCAACUUUGAUGUCUCAGAUUCCAUCGCAGACUUCCAACAGCCCUGUUUUUACGGUUGGUGACGUUCCUGGAUCGAAGACAAAUGCCCGUAUUCCACAACCCAGUGGAGAAAAUGCUCGUCUUAAAGUUACACGGCUUGUUUUCGACCAACCCAGUUUCGAUGCCACUUACGGUCUUUGGCAACCGGGGCCACCGUUGACGCCAUGGCAAGAUUUGCAGAGACAGUGCCGGAAGUUCUGGGCACGCUCGGUGCAAGGCAAACGCAUAACAAAACGUAGUGUCUACCGGAAAGUGGUCAACUGGCUGCCUGUGAUAGAUUGGCUACCUCGUUAUGACUGGAGGUCAAAUCUGGUGGCAGACUUUGUGGCCGGUCUAACAAUUGGAUUCCUAAACACUCCGCAAGGAGUCGCCUACGCUAUGGCCACAUAUACUCCAGCGGUCACUGGAUUAUAUGUGUCGUUCUUCCCAUUGUUGGUCUAUUUCUUGAUGGCAACGUCGCGACAUCUUUCGCUAGGAACUGAUGCAGUAACAAGUGUAAUGACCAGCAAGAUUCUUAGCCAGCAUGCUAAAUUUGCGAGGGAUGCGAGCACUGGCAAUAUCAUUCAUCCUGAGUAUAACGAAUUACCGUAUAAUGGAUCGGUAUACACUAUUGCCGAAUGGAGUCAAAUCGAAAUAGCUUCGGCGGCUGGAUUUCUUUGUGGAAUAUGGCAGUUAGCCUUUGGUCUGAUUGGAGCCGGUGGACUUGUUGUUUAUUUUUCCGAUCAGCUAGUUCAAGGGUUUACUUGCGGAGCAGCGUUUCAUGUUUUUACUAGUCAAUUACGCUCGGUUUUUGGUGUGAAAGGUCUGCAGGAUUACUACGGACCCUUAAAAAUCAUAAAUACGUAUAUUAAUUUCUUCAAAGUUAUCGCUACUACACAUAUUGCCACCUUUAUUGUGGGCGCCAUUUCUGUCGUUUUCCUGAUCGCAGUCAAGUUUGGUAUUAAUGGCAACAGACGAAUUAUGGCCGUCAUAAAGGUUCCGGUUCCGGCUGAAUUGUUUAUUGUAAUUUUUGGGACGCUCAUUUCUUAUCUCAUGGGUUUGGAAGUCAAUUACGGUGUGAGUAUUAUUAAGAAAAUUCCGCUGGGUUUGCCCGCUCCACAACUGCCGGACUUUUCCAAAAUGGGCACAAUGAUUGGCGAUACCUUUGCGAUAUCGGUUGUUUCGAUGUCCAUUAGCAUCACACUCGGCUUGUUAUUCGCCAGCCGGCACGGAUACUCUAUAGAUCCCAACCAGGAAUUCAAAGCGAUGGGUCUGGCCAAAGUGUUUGGAGCGUUUUUUCAGUGCUUUCCGUCAAGUGCAUCCGUUGCCCGAACCGCCGUACAAAAUGAUGUUGGUGGCAAAACACAGAUUGUGAGCCUCGUCCAGUGCACCAUUAUUUUAAUUGUGGUGUUGGCACUGGGCAAAUUCUUGGAGCCUUUACCGAAACCUUGUCUCGGCGCGAUCGUAAUGGUUUCGGUGUUGAAGCUUAUGUUCCAAAUUGCUGAGCUGUUAACGCUGUGGAAAUUAUCCUUUGUAGACUGGUCCAUAUUUUUGGCUGUCUUCAUGGGCACCAUUAUUCUUGAUGUCGAUCUUGGCUUGGCAGUCGGCGUUGGAUGGUCAAUCGCCACCGUAAUGCUUAGACUGCAGAAACCAAAGGUCGGACCAUUAGGUCGCCUUCCCGGCACGGACAUCUAUCGGCGAGCCGAUGUGUAUCCAUCGGCUGUUGAAGUGCUAGGUAUUAAAAUUGUUCGCGUGGACGCCCCAAUUUACUUUGCUAAUGCCUCUUAUAUUAAACGUCGCUUAUACGCCUGGGCUGACCUUAACAACAUCAUUAAGCAGUACCGUGAAACCAAAGAAUACGCCACCACACAGGAGACCGAGCCAGAAAAUCUGCAUAAUUUUGCGUUCACCAAUAAUAUCACCACGGUAGACGAAAAUGCCGAUGUGGAAGAAGACAAACAGCGACGUAUCAGCCGCAUGAGUGUCAGCGGUCCCACGUUGACCACCCAGCGCAGCUCGGGGUCACGCCGCAUGAGUCUGUUCAAUGUUAAACGCUUGGUACAGCCCAAUAUCGAUAUGGAAAUCCUCAAUGACGUACGCCAUAGUUAUCAGAGUCAGACGGAAAGUGAUGAAACACUGAGUAUGGCGGAGAUGGUACCGAUUAAACAUUUGAUUAUUGACUGCUCGGAGAUUUGCUUUGUUGAUGUCACCGGGGCGGGGUUUCUGAAGAAGUGUGCUACAGAAUGCGCGGCGGUUGAUGUAGAAUUAGUACUGGCAUGCACCACAAAGGCUGUUCGGGAUAUGCUGGACCUUUGUGGAGUAUCGGAAUACAUUAAGCCGCAUCAGGUGUUCGUGACCUUGCACGAUGCUGUACUGUACGCACUGAACAUCCAACGUCGCAGCGGAACAAACAGUGCCGCCUUGAACAUGCACAAUACACUGCUUCGCCUCAACACCGAAGAAGCUAAAGAUCUGGUCUUUUUGCCUACCACUCGAACUCACGAAUACGUUAACAAAGCAUACGAAAACACUCAUGAAUUGUAACUCGGCUGCUCGAGUCGAUAUGGAUGCUUCUAUGGUUGUUCACACAAGCUGUGCAAAAACCGCAAAAUUGCAGUUUAUAACCGUUUUAAUUACGUUGUGCCUUGCUGUUACAACAGCUGUGAAUAUCUGCCUUGGUUAGGAAAAACAUUGGUGGUAUCUUAAAUAACGGGAAAUGCCAAUUUUUUUGCAGUUAGAUUAAUUCAAUGGAAACGACAAAAAAAUUCGAAUAAGCGGUAACGCUGU